Molecule: messenger RNA, 1603 nt
Organism: Leptinotarsa decemlineata (Colorado potato beetle)
Lineage: Eukaryota; Metazoa; Arthropoda; Insecta; Coleoptera; Chrysomelidae
Gene: 128up
Product: GTP-binding protein 128up
Molecular function (GO): GTP binding; GTPase activity
Source: RefSeq, a predicted model, not a curated record
UCGGACCAUACCCAACCAUAUCACAGAACACUAGUUAGGGUGUUCUGUACGUUUAACAUAUGGAGCCACAGAUUAAAUCUGUGAUGGAACUUAGAAAUUAAGAGUGCAUGGAAAACGCGAGUAAUUUUUGUUCAACUUGCUUUUGAACGUUUUUUAAUAUUUCCUUGGAAAUUUGAAAUAAAAUUUAUUGAACAUGAGUACUAUAUUAGACAAAAUAGCGGCUAUCGAGUCUGAGAUGGCCAGGACUCAAAAAAAUAAGGCAACUGCUGGCCACUUGGGGUUGCUUAAAGCAAGAUUAGCUAAAUUAAGACGCGAAUUAAUUACUCCCAAAGGAGGCGGUGGAGGCACAGGAGAAGGGUUUGAUGUAGCUAAAACCGGUGAUGCAAGAGUGGGUUUCGUCGGUUUUCCAUCUGUAGGAAAGUCUACAUUGCUGAGUAACUUAGCUGGUGUAUACUCUGAAGUAGCAGCAUAUGAAUUCACGACUUUAACUACCGUACCUGGGUGUAUUAAAUACAAAGGAGCUAAAAUUCAGUUAUUGGAUUUGCCUGGAAUUAUUGAGGGUGCUAAAGAUGGUAAAGGAAGAGGAAGACAAGUUAUAGCAGUUGCUAGAACUUGCAGUUUAAUUUUUCUUUGUCUAGAUGUUUUGAAGCCAUUACACCAUAAAAAGCUCAUUGAACAUGAAUUGGAAGGAUUUGGAUUGAGACUCAAUAAAAAACCACCCAAUAUUUACUUCAAGAAGAAAGAUAAAGGCGGAGUUAACUUGAAUUGCAUGGUUCCUCAAUCUGAACUAGACUCAGAUACUGUGAAAACAAUUCUCUCUGAAUAUAAAAUUCAUAAUGCAGACGUUACAUUGAAAUAUGAUGCUACAAGUGAUGAUCUCAUUGAUGUUAUUGAAGGAAAUCGAAUUUAUGUACCUUGCAUUUAUAUUCUGAACAAGAUUGAUCAAAUAAGUAUUGAAGAAUUGGAUGUCAUUUAUAAAAUACCACACUGUGUACCGAUUUCUGCUCACCAUCGAUGGAACUUUGAUGAUCUUUUAGAAAAAAUGUGGGAAUAUUUGAAAUUAGUACGAAUAUACACCAAACCAAAAGGGCAACUACCAGAUUACAAUUCACCAAUCGUUUUGCAUGCUGAUCACAUAUCUGUUGAAGAUUUUUGUAACAAACUUCACAGGAGUAUAGCUAAAGAAUUCAAAUAUGCCUUGGUGUGGGGAUCAUCUGUAAAGCAUCAACCGCAAAAAGUUGGUUUGGAACAUAUUCUGUGCGAUGAAGAUGUUGUACAGAUCGUUAAGAAAGUUUGAGAAAGUUCUGAUGACUUGACUGUAAAAUAUGCAGAUCAUAUGGUUGCAAAACUAUCACUUAUAUUUUUAAAUAUGAAAAAUGAUUCUUGAAAGGAUGAAAAUAGUAACAAUUCACUUUUUGGGAGAAGUGUAUCUAUUAAUUACUUAUAUUCAACAAAUAUUUUUUGAAUAAUUUUUACGCUAUUUCAUUUGGAACUGUAUGCAACUGUAUAAUUAUAAGUUUUGGGAAAUAUUUUCUGCACGGAGGAAAUGACAUGAAAUAAUGAUGUUAAUUACUUUUAAGAAUAAAUUGAAAAGUUCUCUUUU